Molecule: messenger RNA, 981 nt
Organism: Temnothorax curvispinosus
Lineage: Eukaryota; Metazoa; Arthropoda; Insecta; Hymenoptera; Formicidae
Product: glutamyl aminopeptidase-like
Exons: 5
Coding region: 148-981 (277 amino acids)
Biological process (GO): proteolysis; peptide catabolic process
Cellular component (GO): cytoplasm
Molecular function (GO): metalloaminopeptidase activity; peptide binding; zinc ion binding
Source: RefSeq, a predicted model, not a curated record
AUGGCAAGACGGCACUUACGCUGAGCUAUUCCUGAUAAUAACGGCUUUCGUGGCGACAACGCAUAAUUGCUGCACAAAACAGUAUUUUAAUCAGCACAAUUGUAAUAUACAAAGUUGGCCGCAACGUGCCUCAAUAACGCCAGACGAAUGUUUCCAUGUUGGGACGAGCCAGCGAUAAAAGCUUAUUUCAUGAUCUCCGUGAUGCAUCAUCAGGAAUACAGGGUAUUGUCGAAUUGGCCGAUACGAGAGCAGUACAAUGCAGAAAAUGGCACGAUGUGGACACAUUUCAAUCGCACUUUUACAAUGUCCGCUUAUCUCGUGGGAAUUGUGAUUGUAUCUAAUUUUGUUCGCAUUGGAAACGUAGACCAGUCCGAUUUUGUAUGGUGCAAAUCGUCUUUGACAUCACAAACAAGAUUCAUGUAUAGUAUUGCCGAAAAGAUCACGCCGCUCUUGGAGGAGUAUACCAAUAGAACCAAAGGGGUACCGAAAAUAGAUCACGUCAUGAUACCAAAUUACCCCGUCGACGGCAUGGAACAUUGGGGAAUCAUUAUUAUUUACGACGAAUCAAAAGUUGUCUACUAUGAAAGCAAAGAUCCCGCAUUUCGGAGAGUGAAAAUAGCAUCGUUAGUAGCACAUGAAAUCACACAUCAGUGGUUCGGCAAUUUUAUCACCCCAUCUUGGUGGUCUGAUCUGUGGUUAAGCGAGGGAUUUGCUGUGUUUUUCCAGGAGUAUUUUCUCAACAAGAUAUUUGAAGAUUGGGGGACAAUGGAUUUACUCGUUACUGGGCCCAUACACGAGUCUCUUUCUUUAGAUAUUGGCUUAAUGGAUUCUAUUAAAUUGAACCUUUACAACUUGGAUCAUGGCACACUCUUUGGUAAUGAAGUUUAUAAAAAAGCUCCAGCUAUACUGCGCAUGUUAUACCAUGUAGUGGGCGACGAGGUAUUUCGAAGGGGUAUCACCAAGUACUUUGUUACAAAGUAA